AUGGCAUUUGGACAUUCAACUCGCUCAAGGAGACGCUCUACCUCUCCAGAACCGCCCCCAAAACCACCACGUCCGCGUCAGCGAGCUGAGAGCACACCUGCGCCGCCGACUCAAUAUGGCUAUCGCUAUGCAACAACGUCGACGUAUUCAGUCAACACUUGUCAUGCUUCACCGCCUGUCGCUCCUUAUCAUCAAAUAGGCACAAUGUCUAUGGUCCGGCUGCCCCCUCAACCAGCCAUCCCUCCAUCACAGUCUUUUCCGGGGAUGUUAGUUGCCAGUCCACAGCCAGUAUGGAAUCCUCAGCAGCCACUACCAACACAAAGGCCUUCAAAAUGGAAGUCAUAUACGAGCCUUAACCAGUCUAUGUCUCAUCUUGUAUCGCAUACUGUUGAGAAAACCAAUGCAACUAUCCAGGAACUCGAGCAACUUGUUCACCAAAGCUUGGGUGGUGGUGCGAAUGUGAAUGAAGCCACAUCGCGGUUGUUGGAUCAGGUUAUCACUUCUAUUGAUUUGGGAUCAUUCUGUGGAAGAGAGAGUGAACUCAUCGCCGCAUGUGCUGUCCCUUCUCAGUCCGACAGAAGAGAUCGCCGUUCACAGCGAACAGGAAAGAAACACACAGGGUCUGUGGAUUAUUUCUCCAAAGUGUACUUGUACGCAAACUCACGGCUACCACCGCAUAUACAAACAUUGAAAUUUUAUCCCGCGACAUAUCCUCUCCUCCAACUGGCAGCCAAGUACUCCCGACGUGCCUACGACAAGCCUUCAGGUCGUGAACGACAUUCAUAUGUCAACUCCGACUGGCUUCAAGGUACAAAAGCCAUGGUCGUAAAGUCGCUGCCAAUCGAUGAUAUGAACACAAUUGUCUUCGCCAUACGAGGCACGCAAAGUUUCAUCGACUGGGCAGUCAAUGUCCACACGGCACCGACGUCUCCCUCGGGGUUUCUGGAUGAUCCUUCCAACUGCUGCCAUUCUGGAUUCCUUUCAGUGUCCCGUAAGAUGGCUGCCACUGUUGCAGAACGGCUGCGCAAUUUGCUCGAAGAGGACCCGUCUCGUAUGUCCUAUUCGCUCGUUCUUACGGGGCACUCUGCUGGCGGUGCUGUCGCCAGUCUUCUAUAUCUGCAUAUGCUUUCUGAGUCGCCGGCGGUGCAGUCUGAGCUCACACACCUUCGUGGUUGCUUUAGACAUAUCCACUGUGUGACAUUUGGUGCUCCGCCUAUCUCACUGCGACCACUUCAGCCCUCUCCCGCUGCCUUGAGGUCAAAAUCUCUAUUCUUCGCUUUCAUCAAUGAAGGCGAUCCAGUAGCCCGAGCCGAUAAGGGGUAUUUUCUCUCGUUGUUGGAUCUUUACGUCUCGCCCGCGCCGGGCUCAAUGCUCACUCUAUAUGAUCGCAAGAAACAACAUGCACCUAUCUUAUGGAGGACUCCUGCGUCCACUCUCGCGCUGGCAGGUCGCCUCAUUGUUCUUCGACCGCGAGAACAAUGGAGUGGCCGGCCCGUUAUUGUAGCACCGCCUGUCCCUGGUGGUCCUCCCACUCUGCCGCCGCGCGAGAAAGUGGAUGCUUGUGGGGUUACAGAUACGGAGUUACGAGGUGUUGUAUUUGGAGAUCCAGUCAUGCAUUUCAUGGACUUGUAUUCUCGCCGCAUUGAUGCGAUCGCAAGAGGCGCCCUGGGCAAGCGAUGA
This is a messenger RNA of Penicillium arizonense, 1680 nucleotides long. Its product is annotated as lipase family protein. Gene Ontology annotation, biological process: lipid metabolic process. NCBI's taxonomy places the organism in Eukaryota, Fungi, Ascomycota, Eurotiomycetes, Eurotiales, Aspergillaceae. The record is from RefSeq and is a predicted model, not a curated record. The coding region runs from base 1 to 1680 and encodes 559 amino acids. The transcript has 3 exons.